Messenger RNA from Euleptes europaea (tarantolino), 648 nucleotides. RefSeq names its product Rab interacting lysosomal protein like 2 (gene RILPL2). Gene Ontology annotation, biological process: cilium assembly. Gene Ontology annotation, molecular function: protein dimerization activity. The coding region runs from base 1 to 648 and encodes 215 amino acids. Gene Ontology annotation, cellular component: ciliary basal body; cytoplasm. The record is from RefSeq and is a predicted model, not a curated record. The transcript has 4 exons. NCBI's taxonomy places the organism in Eukaryota, Metazoa, Chordata, Lepidosauria, Squamata, Sphaerodactylidae.
AUGCAUGCUGAACAGCAUCAGGAGACCACUGAGGAGGAGGAGGAGGAAGAAGAAGGCAGUGGCUGUGAGCCUGAAGGGGCUUUUGGGAAGAACCCCUUCCAGCUGACGGUGGAGGAUGUCUAUGACAUGUCUUACGUCUUGGGGAGGGAACUGCACAAAAUCAGCAGCGAGCCUCGGCUGGAGGUGCCGGCCAGGGUGGCCCAGCUGCAGUUCAAGGUGGUCAGCGUCCUGGAGAUGCUGGAAGCCUUGGUGGAUGACAACAACCUGACGGUGGAAGCCCUGAAGAUGGAGAGGGACAGCCUCAAAAGAGAGGUAGAGCAGCUCCGGAAACAGGGGUCCCACAGAGCCGCAGAAGAGGUCAGCCUCGGCCCCAACAAGAUGGUCGUGGACCUGACGGACGCCAACCGGCCUCGCUUCACGCUGCAGGAGCUGAGGGAGGUGCUCCAGGAACGCAACCAGUUGAAGGCCCAGCUGAUGGUGGCGCAAGAAGAGCUGCAGUUGUACAAAAGUGGCUACAUAUCCCAGAAGCAAGAUCCAGUUGAGUCGAUCCACAGGGAACCCACUGUAGGCAGAACCUCUGGUUCAAGUACAGGAAGCGAAGAGAAAACCAUCAUAAAACGACUGUUUGCUUUUAAAAAGCCACGAUGA